AUGGACCGGGCGGCGCUGACGGUGGGGCCGGGCAUGGACAUGCCCAUAAUGCACGACGGCGACCGCUACGAGCUCGUCAAGGACAUCGGCUCCGGCAACUUCGGCGUCGCGCGCCUCAUGCGCAACCGCGCCGACGGCCAGCUCGUCGCCGUCAAGUACAUCGAGCGAGGGGAGAAGAUUGACGAGAACGUGCAGCGGGAGAUCAUCAACCACCGGUCGCUGCGCCACCCCAACAUCAUCCGCUUCAAGGAGGUCAUCCUCACGCCCACGCACCUCGCCAUCGUCAUGGAGUACGCCUCCGGCGGGGAGCUCUUCGAGCGCAUCUGCAACGCCGGCAGGUUCAGCGAGGACGAGGCGCGUUUCUUCUUCCAGCAGCUGCUCUCAGGAGUCAGCUACUGCCACUCCAUGCAAGUAUGCCAUCGUGACUUGAAGCUGGAGAACACGCUGCUGGACGGGAGCACGGCUCCUCGCCUCAAGAUAUGCGACUUUGGCUAUUCCAAGUCGUCGGUUCUUCAUUCGCAACCAAAAUCUACGGUUGGAACACCGGCGUACAUUGCUCCGGAGGUUCUUCUCAAGAAGGAAUAUGAUGGAAAGCUACCUGCCGCUAAUCCUUUGUUCUUCGAUGAAAUGAAGAUUGCGGAUGUGUGGUCCUGUGGAGUGACGCUCUAUGUUAUGCUAGUUGGUGCAUAUCCCUUUGAGGAUCCUGAUGAGCCCAAGAAUUUUAGGAAGACAAUUCAGAGGAUAUUGAGUGUGCAGUACUCGAUUCCAGAUUACGUGCACAUAUCUUCCGAGUGUCGACAUCUUAUCGCCAAGAUUUUCGUUGGCAACCCAGCUACCAGAAUCACAAUCCCUGAGAUAAGAAACCAUCCGUGGUUCUUGAAGAACCUCCCAGCUGACCUGGUGGACGACAGCACCAUGAGCAGCCAGUAUGAGGAGCCUGAACAGCCGAUGCAGAGCAUGGACGAGAUCAUGCAGAUCCUGGCGGAGGCCACCAUCCCGGCGGCCGGUUCUCGGAUCAACCAGUUCCUGAACGACGGUCUCGACCUUGACGACGACAUGGACGACCUUGAUUCAGACGCCGACCUCGACGUCGAAAGCAGCGGGGAGAUAGUGUAUGCUAUGUGA
Molecule: messenger RNA, 1125 nt
Organism: Triticum turgidum subsp. durum (durum wheat)
Lineage: Eukaryota; Viridiplantae; Streptophyta; Magnoliopsida; Poales; Poaceae
Source: the annotation of a GenBank genome assembly